Messenger RNA from Striga asiatica, 1477 nucleotides. Lineage: Eukaryota; Viridiplantae; Streptophyta; Magnoliopsida; Lamiales; Orobanchaceae. The record is from the annotation of a GenBank genome assembly.
GUUCCUAAAAAAAUUAUUUAAGUGCACCCCAUAAAACCCUAAAGACCCAUUCAUUCAACACUCCCUUUUGAGUCUUCAAUUCCCGCAGCCGCAUCCACUCUCUAACAGAUCAAAUCCAGAUACAAUUUGCUAUCAAGCAAUGGCUGUCACUUUUUACGACCUCAGCUCGGCGGCUGGCCUCCAGAGGCUUGAUGAUUACCUUUUAUCUCGCAGUUACAUUACCGGGUAUCAAGCUUCGAAGGAUGAUUUAACAGUUCAUGCUGCCCUCUCAAAGCCUCCAUCACCUGAUUAUGUGAACGUGUCACGUUGGUACAACCACAUUGAAGCUUUGUUGAGGAUUUCUGGAGUUUCUGGUGAGGGAAGUGGUGUGACAAUUGAGGGAUCGGCUCCCGCUGCAUCUGCUGAGGAUGAUGACGAUGAUGAUGUGGAUUUGUUUGGUGAGGAGACUGAGGAAGAGAAGAAGGCUGCUGAGGAACGUGCAGCUUCUGUAAAGGCUUCCUCAAAGAAGAAAGAAUCUGGUAAGUCAUCAGUCCUGAUGGAUGUAAAACCAUGGGAUGAUGAGACUGACAUGAAAAAGCUUGAAGAAGCUGUUAGAAGCGUGCAGAUGGAGGCUAAACUUGUACCUGUUGGAUAUGGAAUCAAGAAAUUGCAGAUUAUGAUUACCAUUGUGGACGAUUUGGUAUCUGUUGACACCCUCAUUGAGGACUAUCUUACAGCCGAACCAAUCAAUGAGUAUGUCCAGAGUGUCGACAUUUGUGCUCCUAAGUUUCUACCAUUUCUACCGGUCCCCUCGUCAUCUUCCAUGGAGGAAGAGCUUUCAAUUGAACUCAGCGCCUUCAAACUAUCUGAAAAGGAGGCAGAGCAAGUUCACCAAGUUCACCUACAGGGGAAUAAAGAACUAUAGGAUUGAUUUGGCAAAAACUAUAGGAUUGAUUUAGCAAAUUAGGGCUAAUGUCGUCAAGCAAUUGAGCCCUAAGUUUUCCACAAACUCAAAGUAGCUGAAGGGAAUAAUUGGACCUUUGAAAAUCAGUACUUGGUGCUUCGAGAUUGGAAGGAAGACAUAUACGCAGAGCACCCGUAUUUGACAUACGGAUCCAACCGUCGAAAAUUCCUCUCAAUUGGAUCUCAACAGUAGUUGAUAUGAAAAUUAGCAGUCUUUAACAAGGUGAAAGAUAUUACUAAUAAACCACACGUCAUCUGAAGAAAAUCCUAAGUCUACAUCUGAUUCUCCUCAACGGUUCAGACCAUUACCCACACUUGGUGAAUUUUUACAAAUCCCUCCAAAAAGAACUAUGGUCUUUUAUUUUAAUUUUCCGCCUCUUUUUAAGCGAAUAGUGUAAUGUCGACUACGCCGAUUGUAUAAUUCGAAAGUCCAACUUCUUCUAGGCACCACUUGACUUCUAAUGGUGACCACUUAGCUUUGACUUCUAAUUCUGAGUUGUGACCACACAACAUAUCCCCAGUCGGUACGCACGCC